This is a messenger RNA of Oenanthe melanoleuca, 9457 nucleotides long. RefSeq names its product muscleblind like splicing regulator 3 (gene MBNL3). The transcript has 9 exons. The record is from RefSeq and is a predicted model, not a curated record. NCBI's taxonomy places the organism in Eukaryota, Metazoa, Chordata, Aves, Passeriformes, Muscicapidae. Bases 1050 to 2129 code for a protein of 359 amino acids. Gene Ontology annotation, molecular function: metal ion binding.
AUCGCCGAGCCAUGGCCGGACAGCGCGUCCGCCCGGGCAGCGGAGCGUUCCCCGGCCGGGCAUGAGGCAGAGACCUGUUAACAUUCGGCUCAGGCGCGGGCGGCGAGCGGCUGCGGGGACAAACCUCCCCGUCUCACGGCAGCGGGAGCCGCCGAUGCAGCUUUGAGCUCAAAGGCGAGACGUGCGCUGCUGUAAGGAACAUCCCCUGCCUCUGAGGUUGCUGAAAAGUGCCUUUCCUGAAGCCACCGCUGCUUGGAUUUCUGUCUAGGGCUGCCUCUCUCUGCCCCUCGCCCCCCUCUCUGUUUAAUUCGGCGUUGCUUGCGGUCCGUGCCCUGACGGCGGCUCCUCCAGCCUUGCCCUUUUUUUUUUUUUUUUUUUUUUUGCUCCUCAUUUACACGCAGUUUGCUCAGCCAUUUUAUUUUUUUUCCUUCCCCCGACUAUGUAGCAAAUAUUUAAAAGAAAAGAAAGAGGAAAAAAAAAAGCAGACAUCCAUUUGCCUGUUUUGAUGCUCGUGAACCAUAAUUUUUAGAAGCAAGAAAUAGAAGGAAAAAAAAAAACAAAACCCGAAGUUUUCUCCCCAAGGACCGAGACCAUUCCACAAACUGAAGUGCUGCCAGCAGCAUAUGCUUUUUGCAAGAAUAAUUGAAACCAUUAACUGGAGAGCACAGAAUUCUUUUGAAAGUCUGCCAGUUAUUUGCAAGUAACUUUGGCAGUGGCACAAAAUAUAACACUUGUAUUUUAACUUCUACAAUUGCACUUUUAGGAGCUGGCCUCUAAUUUGAUUUUCAGUUGUUCUGAUAAGAUUUCUAUUUUAUGAUUGGCUUUAUGUUUAAUUCUUGUUUAAAGAAACACGAUUUGACUUAAAUGAAAACCUAAGUGCUGAUGAAUAGGAGUUCUACCAAAGCAACAAGUUAGUUAUUUCUUCACGUUUAACUUGAAUUCACUUUUUUACCCUUUUUUUAAAAAAAAAGAAGAAAAAAGAAGAUCAGCAGUAAAUAUUACCCUGAGGAAGGGUGCGAUUGCUUGCAUUUUAAUUUUUGUUUUUUAAUAUGGCUGUAAACGUUUCCCUGGUUCGUGAUACAAAAUGGCUGACGUUAGAAGUGUGUCGAGAGUUUCAGAGAGGGACUUGUUCUCGGUCUGAUGCAGAGUGCAAGUUCGCCCAUCCGUCACGGAGUUGCCAUGUGGAAAAUGGUCGAGUUAUUGCCUGCUUUGACUCCCUAAAGGGCCGGUGUACCCGAGAGAACUGCAAAUAUCUCCACCCUCCCCCACAUUUAAAAACACAACUUGAAAUAAAUGGACGCAACAACCUGAUCCAGCAGAAGACGGCCGCAGCCAUGUUUGCUCAGCAGAUGCAGUUCAUGCUCCCGGGCGCGCAGCUACAGCCAAUUACAACAUUUCCUGUGACUCCAUCGCUUGCAACAAGCCCCACAAUGGCUUUUAGUCCCUACCUGAGUCAUGUUUCUCCUGGGAUGGGCUUAGUUCCUGCAGAGCUUUUACCAAAUACUCCUGUCCUGGUUUCUGGAAAUCCUACUGUUACAGUACCAGGAGGCUCUGCUGGGCAGAAACUGAUGCGUACGGAUAAACUGGAGGUUUGUCGAGAGUUUCAGCGUGGAAAUUGCACACGUGGUGAGAAUGAUUGCCGCUAUGCUCACCCUAUAGAUAUUGCAAUGAUAGACACAAAUGAAAAUACUGUUACAGUUUGCAUGGAUUACAUCAAAGGUCGAUGCUCUAGGGAGAAAUGCAAGUACUUUCAUCCCCCUGCACACCUGCAAGCCAAAAUCAAGGCAGCUCAACACCAGGUGAACCAGACAGCUGCAGCUGCAAUGGCCCUGCCGCCUGGUGCACUUCAACCUUUACCAAAGAGGCCAGCACUUGAAAAAAACAAUGGUGCCACCACAGUCUUUAACCCAAGCGUUUUCCACUACCAACAGGCUCUAGCCAACAUGCAGUUGCAACAGCCUACAUUCAUCCCUACAGUGCCCAUGAUGCACGGUGCUACGCCCACCACUGUGUCUGCAGCAACAACUCCUGCCACCAGCGUCCCCUUCGCUGCAACAGCUACCGCCAAUCAGAUAUCCCAGUUAUCAGUAGAUGAACUGAGUAGCAGCAUGUUUGUUUCACAGAUGUAGAAGUUCCCGAUAGAACACAGACCAUGUUGAAAUUCUGAACAGUAAAAUUAUGGAGCACCAGGACUUCUUGGUGGGAAGCUGCGCAUGGCCUUUCUGUAUAUAUUCCCCUCUUCCCUCUAUCAUUCUCUACCACCUCUACAGUAAGCCUGUUGCAGCCUACAUGUUAACCAAAAACUGAUCAAUGGGAAUGUCAAAAAAAAAAAAAAAAGAAAAAAAAAAGCACUAUAGAAACAAUUAACAAACAGCGCUCUGUUAUAUGAGAUAUACAAGUAGGAAAUUAUAAUAGACUUUUAUAACACAUUACUUUAACACACUUAAUCAUUUUAUGACUACCAUCAUGAUAAGUGCAUCUGCACAGUGGACUGUUGGUUUACUGUAUACUAUCGAUGGAUAAAUGUUUGUCUUGUUUUUAAAGUGUUAUCUUACUGUUUUGUUUACAUCAUAGUCUAUUGAUUUGUUUUAAAGUGUACAUCAUUAUCAAGUAUACUCAAUACCAUUUUUUCAUUAUUGUUAUGUCUUAAGUUUUCAUAUACUGUAGGUUUUAUGGGGUUUUGUUUGUUUUUUACUAAAAAUGUUAUUGUGGGAAACAGGAAUUAUGUGCUUGAAAAACACGACACAGAAUGUUCUGCCCUUUGCUGGAUUUUGCUGUUAAUGUCAGCUAAAGUUGCUUAUGUUAAAUAUGCUCCUUUUAUCAUUUAAAACUUGCCUUCAGAUAGUCUCCAAAUUUUUAGUACAAGUGAUGUGAAAAGACAGCUAUUGUUUUAGUCCAGUUCAGGGUUCUUCUUUCAAUACAAUGAGCUGAUUCUGGAAACUUUUGGAAAAAAAAAACCACAAAAGCCCAGGCUCAGUAAGGGCACAGGAACAAUUUGCUCAGACAGGGGUAAGCAUCAAGGGAUUUCUGCAGCUCUGUUGUCCAUUGAAGUGCAUUCUCAGCUGCAAACGGCGCACAAUCUCUCUCGCUGUUCUCAUGGUGCAGUCAAAACAAACAACAAAAAAAUGGUAGUGGAGUGAGACAGCUUCAGUUGGGCAAAAGCUCAUUGCAUUGGAGAGGAGCAGGUGCCAGCCGUGGCUGGGGAGGGCCCAGGGCCCGGGUGGUGGCUCAGCCCAGGCUGGGUAGCACCGAGCCCUGGGGCUUGUCUCCACCAAGCAUGCUGAAACAUUUUGGCCUGAAAUCUUGUAUGUGUCUCUUGUUGAAAUUUUGUCAGCAUGCCCCAUUUAUUUAAUCACCAUUUUCCAUAAGUGGGUGAUUCCCCCUUCCCCCACCAUGAUCUCUGGCCCUUUAAAGCAAACACAUCAAUAACAAAGCAGCAAAAAGCUCAGCAUAAGCUUUCUGCUGUAGAUAAACAUUCAUCUUAAUGGAGUUCCUGUCGGUCAGUGGAUUUAUUUUGGCACCUUCUACUUGAUCAAGAGCAAUGUUUGCUGCACAACAAGGGCUAGUUCUCAAUACCUCCUUUUCAUACGCACGAAUUAAACCGUUUCAGCCCGUGCACCCUGGACAGCCCCGCCUGUCGUUAUGCUGCGUUGCUAAACAAUCUGGCUGCAGAAAUGCAUUUUGGUUGAGGAUACCUCCAAAUUCAUCCCUGUCAUAUCCCUACAGUAUCAUUGGCAUUAUGGGAGUGAUGGAUUUGCUGCUGUAAAUCCACAAAUUCCAUACAAGGAGAAAGAGAAUCAAGUAAGAGGCCAGCUCACAGUGUCUGGAGGGGUGACCACCCCGAGCCCAGAGUGGUCCUGUAGAGUGCCAAAUUCAGACAACCAGAUUUUCUUCUCUUUUCCCAGUUCCUUGGCCUUGGUCAGAUUUUCCUUACCCCUUCUCUUACAGUAUGAGCACAGACAGGUUGCUAGAUAUGUAUGUCCAUGGGCCAUGCCCCAGGGCAGGCUCUGACCAUCUGCCCUGGAGACUCACUCAUAGCAUGAACCUUUGAGGAGCCCAGCUCAAGAAGGCCUUGAGGAAUCUUUUUGUUCAAUUUGGCAGACUUUGAACCAGACCCUGAUAGAAAGGGGAAGAACCAUCCCCCCAAGACCUCCUUUAUGGACCCUGAGUUUUGACAGUCACUUGUGUCCGUGGAUGUUCUAGAGUCAUCUGUGCUCACAAGUGAUGGGGUGGCCUGAAAUCAAUGACUCUCAUUUGUAUUGGCGACCACAUACCUGUUCUUUUCACCACUGUGUUUCUGUUUCCCGAAACCAUAACAUUGUUAGUGGAAAAAGUGGAUUUGAGUACUUCCUGUUUGAAAUUAUUUGUGUAUCAAAAAUGGGUUUUGCACAACCUGUGCCAGUGCCUCAACAAAGAACAGAGCUGAUCUUCUUAAGCCAGAAAGGAUGCAUUCAAGCUUGUAUGGCUUUAUGAGUUCAAGGAGGUUGAAUUUUUUUCAGUGCUAAAUGGAUUUUUGUAUAUCUUGAAACUUUGAUGUAACCUCCUAUUUUAUUUAUCGACUUAAACAUCUGGCAUAGAUGUGCAUAGAAUGUAAACCUAGAAUACAGCUGUUUUCAUGUCACAUUUAAAGCACUGAAAAAAAAAAGCGUUUAAGGAUUAUUUUUUAUUAAAGAGGUCCAAUGAGGGAUGUUCAGGGUAGUUAUAUUAGGUGCCACAACAGUUUUUAUAUUGCUGGCAAAUUUAGAGUUAAUUUGUAAAUGAGUUUAAGGAAAGAAAAGCUUGAAGCACUAAACUUCACCAAAUUCAAAACAAUCUCGGCAAAAAUGCCAUUUUGAGGUAGCACUAUUUAAACUAGUUGUGCAAUGACUUGCUCUAAUUUUCUUUGUUCAAGAAAGAAAAGAAAAAAAAACCAGUCGCCAGACUAUAAAUUUCCUAAAUAGACUAUUACAAAGUCACCGAGCUAGUUAGUGACUCUAAACAAAUGUCAUAAAAGCAUGAAUAUCAUCCUUUAUUUGACAAGAGAUGUAUGUAAGUUUGUUUAAAUCGAUAUAAUUUUAGUGACAUUUUUAUAAGCUUCCCACUUUCCAUGAACCUAUAUUUUUUAUUUAUCCAAAGUUAUUUCUCUUUGUCCAUUUCUCUCAGCCUUAUGCAAACAAUAUGCAAGAAAUGCUGAAACUUGGAUAAAACGGGUCAUGCAGAGGGAAAAUGAAAGCUGAGAUUGAUCAUUUUCACGAAAAAAGGUUGUUAGUAGUUUCAAUAAAAAGUACUACUACUAAACUGUAACAUAAGCAGACAAUAAAAGAGGGAUUUAAAAUAAAAUGGAUUCAUAAAACUAUUAAGAUUAUUUUUGUUAAAUACAGUGUUUUUAGUAAUUUGGAGCAUGAUUUCACAAUCAGCCGUGUUUUUUAGUUGGGGUUUUUAGCCGAUGAUUUUUGACUGUGUAUUUUUUUGGCAUGGCGACGUUCCGGAAGCCGCGGGGGGCCGGGGUCCGGGCACGGCUGCUCGGUGGCCGCAGGGACACCAGCAGUGCAGGAGUAGCUCUAGGACACGCCGGGUACACAGCGAUUGAGAAACUGGAGUCCUCGUUUUCUUUAUCCCUUGUACAUUUCACAGACGUGAGAAUUGAAAAAAGGUGAAAUUUAUGAGGAAAAUCUAAUUUCCCAUUCCUGUUGAAUGGAUUUAGUUUGAUAUUGACCUGAUUUUACCAUGUGCCUGUUGAAGGCCUUAGAGUAUAUACUGUAUGUUAAAGACUGUAAUAACUUUAAAAAAAAAAAAAUAGUUGAUAGCCUAAUCCAAAUGUAAAUAGAGCUACAACUCAUUGUUACUAGGCUACAACGCAUUAAUUCAUGUCAUAUAUUUUCAUUUCUCUACCAUUAGUUUUUAAGGUUUUCAUUAUUGCUUUUUUUGAUAUCUUUAGUAACUAAUGAAUUUAAUUUUGAAGGAGAGUUAGAGAAAGUUUAAAGUUUUUAAUACAUGUAUUCAGCCCAUUUAGUUAUAUUCUAAACCAACACUGAAGCAUGGUAAGGUAUAGAAUACAGUCCAUAACUAGUUUGUAUAGUUUACAGUUUAAGAACAAAAUUAACUUUGUAUGUAACUCCUACAAUGAUAGAUUCAUUGUUAACUAAUUAUAUUAAGUUGUUGUUGCUAUGGCAACAAAACUACAACAUGGCUACCUUUGUAUACAUUAUUUGUGAAAUUUUCACAUGUAAAUUAAAAGUGAUGUGUAACAGUAUGAGCUUGUUAAAGGUACAGUUCGAUACUGUCAGAUAAAGAUAUGAUUGAAUAUUUUUAAAAUCCCAAAGUCCCAUGUGAACGCUGAAUUUGUGUCUUUAAGGUCACUUUUUCAGUCAAGAAGUUUACAACACAUGGAUUUAGAGUCAGGUUUUAUAGCUUGUAGAAAUUGUUGUGUGGCAAGGGUUAUUCCACAGUAUUUUCACUUCGGAAACACAGCAGCCUGUAUUACAACGUAGUGACCGGUCUUGCUUUCAUUUCACAUCCAUUCACACGGUGGGAAUUCAGAAUUAAUCAGUUUCAGUACUGUAGCUUUGCCUGCAAUUUUCUUUUCUUCAGAAAUUGAACACUCACACGAUUACGUUACGAUCAGGGCUAAAUGAUUACACAUAUAACUAUUUUAAUACUAAUUUAUAUUAGCAAAAACUGUACAUAAGAAAAAAAAUAUUGUGGAAUGACCCCGUAACAGUGUUGAAGAUACAAAUAUGCUGCAGUUAAACUGAUUCAGUUAGUGUACGAAUGUGUGAGACACACCUUUUUUGCACUUAUGUACAUAGUCCACGAAAGAAAUCCUUGGAACUUAUUUUGAAUAUAAAAAGUCUGUAAUAAUACAGGAAAAGUUUGUAAAAGAGAUAGGUAUUACUAAGGCUUUGAAAAGGAGGAGUUUUUUGCUAUAAAACUUAUCUGAAAGCAUGAUGUUGCUUUGCUGUUGUAAAAGCUUUGUAGUUUGCCAUAGCUUAUUAUACAGCAGACUGAUAACAGGUCAGCUCCAACCUGCAGCACAGAGAAUGGGAAACGGUGUGGAAUUAAUUAGUAAGGUCACUAGCAAAGAUUCAAAUUACUUUUUUUAAUCAGCCUACAUUUUCAAACACACCCCAGGUCAUGUUUCUGAUAGGUUGUGUUCUCAGUGAAUCCUAUUAGGACUGGUAGGUCCAUGGCAGCACACACACAUUUUUCCUAGCACCUAAUCCUAUUUCUGUCUGGAAGUGUUUUAUCUGUGGGAGGUGACUGUCAUUGUGGCGAGUGUUUUAAAUCCCAGAGUGAAUUUGAAAGGUCACAACUUCUUGAAUUUUUUUUUUUUUUUAACCUUUUGGGGCAAGGUAACCAAAUGGAAGGAGCUGGUGAGCCGUAGAUGGACAGGGAGGGGUUGGGAUUGUCUGGGACCAGUUCUUUCUGCUGUGUGACAGCCAUGGUGUUUAUUUGAGAGGCACAUGGUGGUGCUGCAGGUGCUUGCUGGGGCAGGAGGUGGGGGCUGGUAGCAGGGGCUAACAACCCCUUUGAGUUGCCACCAAAGGAGAGCAAAGCUGUGGCCCCUCAGUGAGCAGCCUCUGGUUCCUGUUUGUGUUGGUACUGCUGGGGCUCUGCAGUGCUGGGGGAUUUUGGAGCAGCUGAAGGGCCUGCGUUGACCCAUUUAUUUUUGAUUGGAACAAGUUUCAGUUUUUGUUGGAUUUUUUUUUUUUUCUUUUCUGCAAAACCCAAGCCCCAGUUUUGCAUCAGAAAGGUAGCUGGUUUUGCCAUGAGUCUGGUCCUGACUCGAGCAGAGUCAAGUCCCCCAGAGCAGAACCGGUGGGGGGUGGCACGUGAUGUCACUGUCACCCUUUGCUGGAUGCCCCAGGGCUGGGGGCUGAGCCCCAAGACCUGUUCCUUGGCCAGCAUUCCUGACUCCUGGCCAUGCCAGUGUGUGCCCAGCCAGCCCACUCUGCACCACGGGCUGUGCAAGUGGUGCUUUGCUGAAUUGGAGUGGCCCCAGGGUCUUUAAAAUAAGGAAAAAUCAGAUGUUGCUUCUCUCUGUGGUGUUAUAUAAUAACCUAGAUUUUAAUACUAAAUAAUCAGCUAGUUCAAUCCACCACAUGAUUAUGGCUUCCCUUUGCCAUAAUCAGUUUCUAUAAUCAAGCUCUUUCUCAUUUCUAGGAUUAUAAGAGAAAAAUAUUUUGCACUAUGUGAAAUGAAUCAUAGCUGGUCAAACUUUGUCGGAGUAUGAGCAUGAUCAUGACAACACUGCUAAAAUCUUUGCUAGUGAUCUUUACUGACAUCCUCUAUCAUCAAAAAUAACUCUAUAUGCCUCUCAAAGGAGAUAUUUAAACAUGCAAAAUAACACAACUGUUAAAUAAAAUGAAGUUAUUUUUCCAAACACACAACAGAGAGAAUUACCUGACACCGAAUUACAAGGUUCCAGUUCUUUAUUACUGUACACAGAUGCUAUUUGAUAGUGGUGGAAGCCAAAUGAUUUUGUUGCCAUGGCUUUUGUAUCCUAGCAGAUGAGGGGAUGAUAAGACCAUUCUUAGAUUGGAUUAUGGGAUUUUUUUUUUCUUUCCAAUUAGCUUUGUUUUAAUUUUUUUUUUUUAGAUCAUGAAAAUGAACCAACUCCUCACCCUUUAUUACAUCACCUGACAACAGAUCACUAUUUUUUUUUAUAAAUAGAGAAUUGUAUUUUAGGCAAUCACUAAAAUCAAAGAGAAAGAAUGUUCUCCUAAAUUGUCAAUUUUUAAUUUAAAUAUAUAAAAACAUUUAUACUGUACUGUGUAAAGUAGAUCUUUGAAGCACAUUCUUCUUUUCAUAGGCAUUUCUGGUAAAACAAAGUAAGGGAAACAUUAGGUAUCAAUUUAAUGGAAUAGUUUAGAAAAUAUAUACAAAUGAUUACACUUAGCCCUGUGGAAUUGUAAGAAAUUAAAAUAUCAUUGGAUCCAGACAGGCGUAGGUUAAUGCAGUAUUUCAGUUCCAUAACAGGAUAGUUCAUUCCCUCAACUGCUACCAACAGGGUGUACGCUUUGAAUUUAUGUUUCUUUUUGCCACAUUAUAUUGCUGUAGUGCUUGUACGUGCUUUAGAAAUGUGCAUAAUGCUACUCAUUUUAGUAUGUUACUUCUAUAUUGUUAUUGUUUAUUUUUUGAUCUUUUAAUAAAGUGUAUAAAAUUCUUGGUUAUGUUUUUUAUGGAUCCAUAUCUACACAUUAAUAGGAGUUUACUUUAAAAACUUUUCAAGUUCCAGUUUAUUAGUCCCAAACUUCAAAGAUUCUGAUGUAAAAAUAAUAACUAAUGAAUUUGAAUCAAUGUUAUAUCUGAAGUGUAGAUCAACAGAAUAAAUUUCUUUCCAGAAAAUAUCUUCAGUAUUUUGAAUUCUGUAGCCAGUGCCUCCUUUUUACUGGAUGCAUUUGGCCUAUCCUAUUAAAGUUACUAACACAAGACAGACAUUUGUAUUUUAGAAAAAUAAAAGGUAAAACUUUCCAGA